AUGCUGCAGAGCCUCCGGAGGAAGAAGGCUGGGGGAGGGCUGGCUAGCAUCCACGCCAGCGGCGCACUGAUUCCACGACUGGAGAUUCGCUCAUCAGCCGUGCUGUUCCGUUCCACAUUUGGUCCACUCGCCGCAGCCUACGAUCCGAAAGCAAUCGAAGGCGCCGGCUGGUACCAGUGGUAUGAGAGUCAAGGAUAUUUCAGGGGAAAGAAUGGGGUACCGCCAGGGCACAACUUCUCCAUGGUAAUCCCGCCGCCCAACGUCACCGGCACGCUCCACAUCGGCCACACGCUCACCGUCGCCAUUCAGGACUCGAUUGUGCGAUGGCGUCGUAUGAUGGGCGACAACGUGCUGUAUGUGCCAGGCACCGAUCACGCGGGCAUCGCCACGCAGACCGUGGUCGAGAGGAGGCUCCAGAAGGAGAAAAAGCUCACGCGACACGACCUCGGCCGAGAAGCUUUCAUCGACGAGGUGUGGAAGUGGAAGGAGACGCACGGCAACCACAUCAACAACCAAUUGAGACGCUUGGGCACGUCGCUGGACUGGUCGCGGGAGGUGUUCACCAUGGACCCUCAGCGCAGCAAAGCCGUCACCGAGGCCUUUGUCCGGCUUCAUGAUGAAGGUCUCGUCUAUCGAUCCACCCGCCUGGUCAACUGGUGCUGCUUCUUGCAGACCGUCAUCUCCGACAUAGAGGUCGAGUAUGAAUCACUGAGUAGGCGGACGAUGAUCGCCCUGCCGGGCAAGGGCACCAAAAAGUACGAGUUCGGUGUCAUCCACCACUUCCUCUAUCGGGUUGAGGGCGGCGGAGAACUGGAGGUGGCCACGACGCGACCCGAGACCAUCCUCGGCGACUCCGCGCUCGCCGUCCACCCCGAGGACCCGCGCUACGUCGACUUCAUCGGGCGGAGGGCCAUCCACCCGUUCACCGGCCAGCCCAUACCCAUCGUCGCCGAUCCCAUUCUUGUCGACCGCGAGCUGGGCACCGGAGUGGUCAAGAUCACGCCUGGACACGACUUCGACGAUUUUGCCUGCGGUGUGCGGCACAACCUGCCGCGCAUCAAUCUCCUGCGCAACGAUGGCACGCUCAACCAGCACGGCCUCCACUUCCAGGGAUUGGACCGAAUGGAGGCGCGGCGAAAGGUCGUCGAAGAGCUGGAGAAGAUGGGUCUCUACAAGGACAAGAAGGACCACGAGUCCAGGAUAGCGCUGUGCUCCCGCUCCGGAGACGUUCUCGAGCCCCUGCUAAAGCCGCAAUGGUACGUGGCGUGCCAGGACAUGGGCGCUGACGCGGCACGAAUGGUGCGCGACGGGACCAUCGAGCUCAUUCCCGACUUCCACAAACACGAGUGGUACCGCUGGAUGGAGAACGUGGAGGACUGGUGCGUGUCGCGGCAGCUGUGGUGGGGACACCGCGUUCCGGCCUACAAGGUGGUCGCCGAGGGCGAGGAGCGGGCCGCUGCCAACAACAAGGACAACGACACCUUGCCCGAGGACUGGCAAAAGGAGCGAUGGGUCAUCGCGCGGAACCAGGAGGAAGCCUUGGAGAAGGCCAAGGCGCUCUACCCCGACAUCGCGGCACCCAAACUCGAGCAGGAUGAGGAUGUGCUGGACACGUGGUUCUCGUCUUCGCUCUUCCCCAUCUCCGCGCUCGGGUGGCCCGACAACACGCAGGACCUGAAGGAGUUCUACCCCCUCUCGGUCAUGGAGACCGGCGCCGACAUUCUCUUCUUCUGGGUCGCCCGCAUGGCCAUGAUUUGCUCCAAGCUCAGCCCCACCCAGCAGGCGCCCUUCAAGAAGGUCUACUUGCAUGGCAUGGUGAGGGACGCGCACGGGCGGAAGAUGUCAAAGUCGUUGGGCAACGUGAUCGACCCACUGCACGUCAUUGAGGGCAUCCCGCUGGAACAGCUCCUCCAGAACCUCAACCACAACCUGCUCGACGAAGCCGAACGUAAAAAGGCCACGGCGGGCAUCAAGUCGGACUACCCCGCCGGCAUCCCCCAGUGCGGCACCGACGCGCUGCGCUUCACCCUGGUCAACUACACGCAACAGACACGUAACAUCAACCUGGACAUUAACAAGGUCGUGGCCAACCGCCACUUCUGCAACAAGAUGUGGAACGCCACGCGGUUCGUGCUCAGUUAUGCCGAAAGCACGCCCGUCGCCCAGCCCGAACCUGAUGAUCUGGCCAGCAAAUGGAUCCUCAGCCGCCUCAGCCAGGUCGUCACCAAGUGCAACCAGGGAAUGAGUGAUUCCGAGUUCCAUGUCGCCACGUCGUCGCUCUAUGACUUCUUCCUCAACGAGUUCUGCGAUGUCUACCUCGAGUAUGCCAAGCUCUACAUCUCUGGCGAGGCGCAGAUCAAGAACGUGCUGAACACGUGUCUCGAGAGCUACUUCCGCCUCCUCCAUCCGUUCAUGCCCUACGUGUCCGAGGAGCUCUGGCAGCGCUUGCCCACCAGCCAAGAGAAAGAGGAUUGUUUGAUGCACGCCGCCUAUCCGCUGGCCGCGAACCAAGUUGCCGCCUGGCGCAACGAGGAAACCUACGAGAAGCCGAUGGAGGAGGUGCUACGAGUGCUCCAUGCCGUGCGAUCGCUGCGCGACGGACACGGCGCGACGCCGCUCAAGUACUCGGUGUCCAUUCACACCACCGACGCCUCGCUCUACGACCUUCUCAGCAACGAGGCCUCUGUGAUUCGCCACCUGGCCCGGGCCAGCCGCAUUGACGUACAACACAAUGCCGCCGAGCCGGAGGGCUGCGGCGUGCGCGUGCUGGACAGCCGCACGCAGAUCUUCCUGCCGCUGCUCCACCUCGGUGGCGGCGACCACCAGCAGACCACCGCCACGAGCGCAGAGGUGUCGCUAUCGCCCGAGAACGUGGCCAACCUGCAGAAGGAGGUCGAGAAGAUGAACAAACGCAAGAAGAAGCUCGAGAAGGAGAUCGAGUGGAUCGAGCAGAAGGUCGCCGGUCCGUACUACCUCGACAAGGUGCCCCUCGACGUGCGGAACCAGGACAAGGAGGCCAAGGCCGAGGCAGAAAAGCAGCUGAAGGACGUGGAGCGCAGCAUCCGCUCCGUGUCGGACUUCAUGCACAAGUACCAGCCGCUGUAA
Acanthamoeba castellanii str. Neff is the source of this 3105-nucleotide messenger RNA. Its product is annotated as valine-tRNA ligase. Gene Ontology annotation, biological process: valyl-tRNA aminoacylation. The record is from RefSeq and is a predicted model, not a curated record. The transcript is spliced from 26 exons. Gene Ontology annotation, cellular component: cytosol; cytoplasm. Bases 1 to 3105 code for a protein of 1034 amino acids. Gene Ontology annotation, molecular function: aminoacyl-tRNA deacylase activity; ATP binding; valine-tRNA ligase activity. Lineage: Eukaryota; Discosea; Longamoebia; Acanthamoebidae.